AUGGAUAUGCGAAGUACUCCGAAAUCGCAUGACUUUGACCAACAAACGAAUCUGAUAUCCAUACCACAGUUGUCUCCAGAUUUGCACGAUGCGGACCGGUACUCUUUCCAGGCCGUCGUUACUCUCGUUUGGCCGUUCUCAAGCUCAAAUCGCUUGUUUAGCCUUCUGCUCGCCGAGCGAGACUUCCGACUGCGAAAGCAAAACGGGCAGAUAAGAGUCACUUUUUGUGGGUUAUGCGCAGAAGAGGUCGCCCUCACCAAGGUUGGCAUUGGCGACACAGUUACCUUGAGCUUGCAAGGAGCGCAAUGGGCAGAAUAUACAAAAAUUCAGUCGACUCCGGGAAAAUCACUGAGCUGGGAGCUGCAGUUUAGGAAUCGGUUGAAAUUUGAGGCAACGAGAAACGGUGAAAAAAUCGCUGCUCUUGAUAUCGACCGACCUUCGUUACCCAGGGAAAGCGAUUUAGCUACUGAGCUCUCUACUCCGGUACAAUUCAACGAUGGUUUCGCCACAUCGGACCUAUCUCAGGGGAGGUGGGAAACACCUGCAUUUCUGCGAACGAAAAGACUCAUAUCGCGUAGCCCAUUAUAUUCCGAAUUCAACCUCUUCGCGGAAGACGAUGGAUACAUUCCAGGCAAGGGUAGAAAAAGGCCAAGAUUUAGCUUUCCGAGCAGUGAAUGGCGAUUAGUGGAUGAGCCCGACAGCUUCGUGGAAGAACUUCACGAAAACAACGAUAACUGGUUUGAUUCUGAUGAAGGAGGACUGGAUCACGAUGAGGAGGAUGAUGGAAAUGCCACCGAAGUUGCACGUGAAGCUGAAAACUCCGUGGAGACCAUAUCUCACACAACUCCUGCUGGAGGUGCCCCGGGAGGUGAUAUGCAACUUGUUGGGUCUGAAACGCAAAUUACGCCCGCGAACACCACGCACACACCCUUUCAAACCAUAGCAUCUUCGCCAGAAGAGACUGUUAUCCAGCCCACUCUACAUAAUACGUUGCUUCCUUCAGAAACUCCACACUUGAAUCAUCUUACCUCUCCUGAUCCUGCAACGGCCUCGCCCAUCGUAUCUACGACUGCAGAAGCUUCUCAUCAUCCAUAUGACUGGCAUUCUAAUUUAACGGUUACUGACUUCCUUGGACACAAUGAUCGGUCAACUGUUGUCCCAGAUGUGUACAACGCGGAGCCCCGGGACAGUGUAGAAAUGCACGGUACGAAUGCACAAGUUCAAAACACAGGCAUCGGGAAUAUCGAAUCAAAAGUAGGGUCAAAAUACUCAGAACAAACUACUGCCACCACCAUUAGUCACCAUGGAUCUUCCAGACAAAGCACCCCGCCUGCGGCCGCUUCAGAACCACACGUCUUACAUACAGAGCAAAUUAAUGCUAGUUCGAUGGAUACCGCAAACCCAUUAGACCUUCCAGAUUAUCAUGGCACCAGCAGAGAAACUAUUAUGAAAGAGGAUGGAGAAAGUGAACCGGGAGAGCGACGGCACAUUUAUGAAAUAGCCAUCGAUACCGACAGACUGAGAGAUGUGCAAGAGAUCGAAGAAGACAAAGACGAUGGACUUGAAGAAAGUAGUGGACGCUUGACAAAUCACACGGGUUUGAACGCCGAGAGAGGUAGAGACCAUAGCUCUCAGCAUUCAGAAUCUGAAGAUAUGAUUUAUGAGGAAGCUUCGGCCAACAUGCAAAAAGCCGAAGCCGAGAAUCUUCAACAUGGCCACUAUACUAAUUCCGAAAAGGAUGAAAUUGAGUUGGACGAGACAGAUUUAUCUGAUGACGCCGAAGACUCCGAGGAGCUCAUGUCCGAAUUCGAGACUGACAUUGAAUCUGAAGUGGAAAGUGAUGAUGAAUUCCAUAACGAACCGGUUUUAGAGCCAGAAGUUCCACAGCCAAUUGUUCAUCCAGAAGUCAUUGUAAUAGACAGCGAUAGCGAUGAUGAGCCUCCUCAAUCGAAUGCACGUCCGGCCAUGCAGGAAAGAAUUGCAUCUCAUAAUUCUGGUCCUUUACCUUAUAUUCAUGAAAGUGAGGUUUACCAGUACGAUGAAUAUACGCAAGGGGAGCGACAGGAGUUCAGCGAUGCCGAAGAUCAAGACGAAGAACGUGAUGCAGACGUGUUACGAAGCGAUGCCGAUCUAUACGACUACGAGCACCAUAGUUAUGAAGAUUUGCCAGUUCAUGGUGCCUACAGUUCGAAUGAAGAAUCCCCUAGCAAAGGUUUACAGCAAGCAGAAGAUGAGGAGACUUGUUUCGGCGAUAGAGGGGAAUUCCCUACUGAGCAAAGCAAUGCUGAGAGUAUAGUUCGGCUUCGGGAAGCCAGGCCAGGCCAGGAUACCAUGAACUUGGACACCGCGAGAACAAACUCGACACAUGAGGCCUUGAGCGAUAGACUCGCGCUCGAGACAAAACUUAGAGUGGUUGGAGAGCAAAGACAAAUCCGUUCUACAGGUGGCGAAGCGGCUCUUGCCAAGAGUGAUGAAAAUGAUCCAUUACUCAAGCAGCAUCAAUCAUUUGUUUCAGGCAGUCAGAUAUUCGGCCAAGAGCAUGAUCUGAGUUCAACCACUAAUACCCAGCGACUGGUGUAUCGAACUGCGUCGCCGAAACCAGUGCCUACACCCUCUUCGGCUCCUAACGACGAACCGUUGUACACAACUGUAGGUAUCGAAGCGCAUCUUUCUGAUGAUCAUGGGUCUCCAUCUGUAUCAGAUGUUGUUCAAUCCGAGACUCCUUUGAAUACAGACUAUCGUCGUUGGACUGAUGGUUCAGAUGAAGACACUCAGAAGACCGACAGUCGAUCUUUGGAUGAAGAAUUUGCAACCCACAGCAUUACGGGCGAGGACGAUGAUGCCUUAGAGCACCUUGAUGAAGUAGUCCUGGUGAAGAAUGAUUCUAUGCAACCAAGCCUAGAUGAUACACACCAGCCGCACAAUUUUGAGAGACAAGACGAGCUCCCGGUGCGUGACUUGACAGUCUAUCCUACUCUUGCUACGCUUCUUGGGUGGCUCAAUAAGACGAUCGAUAUUAUCUCGGUAGUUGUGGACAUAUCACCCGCUGAACCCGCGGCACCUGCUUCAGGAGAAUACCGUACAAGGCUUCGAAUAACCGAUAUAUCUAUGGCAGGUACGUCAAUCGUUGUGGAUAUAGCUCAACCUUACGAAUCAUCUAUAUCUGCAAUAGCUGAAGGGGACAUAAUCAUGCUCCAUAAUUUCGAGGUCCAGAGCUUCGAUGGUUCAUUAAAGCUCCUAGGCGUUGAUGGCAGUGAUUGGGCUAUUUUCCGCGACGUAGAGGACAAAUCUCGCGUCACAAAUCCAAUGAUGACUUUUGGCGAGCGAGAACAUGCAUACGUAAACACGCUGCAAUGUUGGUAUUGCGAGGACGGCGCUGCCAUGGCGGCUGAUCACAUGUUACAACUCUCAAUUGGCCAGGAAGACAAACAACCUUCGCCUUUUACGGUAGCCUCCAGUGAUGCAGGCAGUCUAGAUUCGCGUGCAAGCGGAUCGGUCUCUCGACCUCGUGCACGGCGGAAAAAGAGCCACCGCCGGAUCACAAUACACGAACUAAGAGAUGGGCGGAGAUACACGGACUUCGGACCUCAAGGUAGUGGCCUUAUACAUGAACUGCGGGAUGGCACGGUGUAUGCACACUCAUUUGGAGAAGUACUUUGCCUUGACAUCUCAUUCUCAACCAGCAGCCUUACAAACAACAAGGCUUGUCCCGUCACUCAGGUCAUCAACGCAUCAUGGGAAGCUUUUCCGCUUACUGACAGUGCGCAUUCAUGUAGCGCAAACAAGCUGUCUCUGUCCACAGCCAGUGACAAAGACGGCAACUCACGACCAGAGCUCCCUCGGACCCAUUCAUCGAAGCGCUUCGGACCCGACAGUUCCCACGGACGAUCUAAUCCCUUCAACGUCAUAUCCCCCCUCUCUGGCGGUGUCUCAUCUCCAUCCGCAGGUGCAUCAAACGCCUUCGGACUUGGUUCUGGCGCAUUUGCUUCUUUCGGCUCGUCCACUAAGACUCCCAAAACACCAGGAAGCGCCUUCGACCUCGGCUCGGCCAAAGAUAAGCGCGAUAUAAGCGAGCAGGAUACUGCAACCACAGGAAAUAUCCGUUCCAAAUCUUCCUCUUCAUCAUUAGAUACCGCCUCCACAUCAACAACCAAAGAUCAUCCACUGAAAUCAACGUGGAUUGUCUGGUACCGUCCUCCAACUCCGAAAUACUCUGACUACGAGAAGUCAACUAUUGCUCUCGCAUCUAUAUCGUCUGUAGAAAGCUUCUGGUCGAUCUACUCGCAUCUGAAGCGUCCUUCCCUCCUUCCUACCGUUUCGGACUAUCACAUCUUUAAGAAAGGCAUCCGCCCCGUUUGGGAGGAUGAGGCUAACAAGCGUGGUGGAAAAUGGAUCAUUCGCUUGAAAAAGGGAGUGGCUGAUCGCUACUGGGAGGACCUCCUUUUGGCUAUAGUCGGUGACCAGUUCGCCGAGGCCGGAGACGAGGUCUGCGGUGCAGUCUUGAGCGUCAGGAGCGGCGAAGAUGUGCUGACAGACACCAACAUAGUCUGGAAGAGCCACGAUGACAGUAUCGCCCAAAGGUCGGCUAUAGACCAAGCUAGACAAGAGAAAGCUGCGUCGAACACUACUCACCAUCAUGGUUACCAUCAUGGAGGCAAUGAGCGCCGGAGGGGUGGUAACAACGAGGAGUCUUUUGCGGAUAGAAGCAAAUGA
Talaromyces atroroseus is the source of this 4713-nucleotide messenger RNA. RefSeq lists its product as hypothetical. NCBI's taxonomy places the organism in Eukaryota, Fungi, Ascomycota, Eurotiomycetes, Eurotiales, Trichocomaceae. Bases 1 to 4713 code for a protein of 1570 amino acids. Gene Ontology annotation, molecular function: DNA binding; translation initiation factor activity; RNA 7-methylguanosine cap binding. The transcript has 6 exons. Gene Ontology annotation, cellular component: eukaryotic translation initiation factor 4F complex; cytoplasm; chromosome, telomeric region. Gene Ontology annotation, biological process: telomere maintenance; translational initiation. The record is from RefSeq and is a predicted model, not a curated record.